GCGGGUACCACCGAAUGGAGUCCACCGCAAAGAAAAGACCGCAUUUACCACUGCGAUCGCCAUCAGGCUGUUUGUGUUGAAUCCGAUUUGCGUGAGGUCGCAUUCGGCAGCGCGAAGAACGCGGAUUUAAUUUUAUUGUUUUAUUAUUUUUGAUCGGGUGCGUGUUUUGGUUUUUCUUUUUUUCGGGUGGCCCAUGGGGUCAAUAAUACCUUUAUUUGUCUGACCAGAAAUUUUUGUGUGUGGAUUAUUGCUGGAUUUUUCGACUUGCCGGAGAAAGCUGUUGCUGCAGCACCAAUAACUCUGUCUCCUGAAGUGAAAACAAUCAUCGAGAUGCGAGAAGAACCAUGAUGAAUGGUACCAUAGUUUAAUGAGAUUUUCAUACUUAAAUGUAACGGUCUCGCGAAGUGAUAAUUGAAAGCAAACAUUAUUAUUCAGUGAAUUUAAGUGACCGAAAACAAAAGGACUAAUUGUCUUGAAUGCGUUCAAGUGUAAGUGAAUGAAAAACAUGACAAUAUCCGCAAUGGAUUCUAAUAAGAACCAUCGGAGGAGUUCUUGGGAUUCCAAGAUGUCUAUCAGUACUGUCGGCACCAACAGCAGACGACAUAGAAAAUCACCCAGUUCCAUUAUAUCUUCGGAUUCGGACAUAAGAUUUACAAGAGGAAAGCUAACAUCACAAACGAGAUGCGGAUGUUGUAUUAUAGCCAUUUUUCUGUGCUUUCUACUAUUGGCGGCCGCAUCUGUAUAUGUAGGAUAUACAUAUUUUCUACCAGAAUACCCAGGAGACCAAAUCUACAGGGCCACCUUCAAAGUAAUCGACGGCGACGUGUUUUCUACAGAACUAGCAGACCCAAGUACAAAUAAAUUUAAGAAAAUUUCAAAAGACUACAAAGAAAGACUGAAUUUAUUGUUUCGUAGAAGCCCGGUGAAGCAUGGGUACAGAGGGACGGAAGUUUUAGCAUUGGAUGGGACGGAAAAUAAAGACUUAAUAGUUUACUUUGACAUAAAAAUCGAUCCCACUUAUGUUGAAAUUAAAGCAGAAGACCUAGAAGCAAUUUUAUCCAACGAAAUUUCCGUAGAAGAAUCUUUGUUCUUUAAAAAUCUGACCAUAGACGUUAACAGUUUAGAAGUGAAACCAAGUGACGACUUACCCCAAACGAUGACAACCACAUUGCCAACAACAGCAAUGUCAGACGCGGUCGUUACUCACUCUCCUUACGUGCCUAGAAAAUGUGCCCCGCUCAAUUUGAGAUAUUGCAACAAUUUGAACUACAACGUAACGACUUAUCCUAAUUAUCUAGGACACAGGAGCAUAAAGGAAGUUAGAGAAAAUGUUAUAUCUUUUAGAGAACUUGUUGAUGGUGAAUGCUACAGGCAUGCCUACGAUUUCAUAUGUCAGCUUUUACAACCAGGUUGCAAAAAGGGCGAUUAUGAGGACGAAGUAAUUUUGCCUUGUAGAAGUUUCUGUAGGGAAUUUAUGGCUGGGUGCGGCAGCAGGUUAACUGAAAAAUUCAAAGGACUUAUUGACUGCAAUAAAUUUCCAGAGUUUAGUAGUGGAGAGACGUGUUACUCGAAACCAGGCUGUGUCGAAGAACUUAAAGCCAAAGCUUUCUCUCCAAGAAUAUGCGAUGGUGUAAUAGAUUGUCCAGAUCUGUCCGAUGAAAGAAGUUGCACUUAUUGCGCUGCUAAUCAAAUCCAUUGCGGAAUCGGAAGGACCUGUAUCCAGACAAGUCAGCAAUGUGAUGGUAAAGAGGAUUGUCCAGAUGGAAGUGACGAAAGAGGAUGCUUAACAUUGCUCAGAAGUAUAAAAUCAUCACAAAAUAUACAAAAGAUAUCACCGCAUGAAAAUACGUACAGUCACGAAGGGUUUGUUAUAUUUAAUGAAAAAGGGGAAGUUGGAAAGUUAUGCGUAGAAAAUUUAAACAAAACUUUAUCGGAAAACAAAACCGAGGAGGUUUUGAGAACUGUUGCUGUAUCGUUAUGCAAAUCACUGACUUAUGAGAAUGUGAAUUCAUACCAUGUUGUUAAGAAUAAUGAAGAAAAUGUUCCUUACGUCAAGAUUAAGGAUGCAUUUGCUGACGACAUAAGUUUUCUAAAAAGCAAAUGUCCAUCAAGACAAGUCUUGAAAGUAACUUGUGAGAAUUUAGAAUGUGGUGUCCAAACUACCCAUACAAAAACCACCAGGGUGCUUCAGAAGAUGGCCAUUCACGGGGACUGGCCCUGGCACGUAGCAUUAUUUAAAGAAGACGUACACAUUUGCGAUGGUGUUCUUCUAUCUGCCAACUGGUUAGCUACAACCACUAGUUGUUUUCAAGGACAACCAAAGGCAGAAUGGAUUGCUAAGUUUGGUUUGGUUCGAUUGGCUAGCUCUUCGCCAUGGGAGCAGGAGAGACGGAUUAUCGGAAUGGUCAAGUCUCCUGUCGAAGGUAGCACAGUGGCACUAAUACGAUUAGACCAAGCAGUUUUGUUUAACGAUUUUGUUCGCCCCAUAUGUCUUCCAUCAGAAACGUUAUCCUUGUCUCCUACAGCACAAUGUAAUACGUUGGGGUGGGCGAGAAACAGAGAACAACUGCAAAGAGUGCAAGUUAAAAUAGCUGAGAAUGAAAAAUGUGAAAAUGUCAGCAUAUCCGGUGUGAAUACCAUUUGUACUGAGAGCAUCCAUGGACAAAAUGAUUGCAGUGAAGAAGAGUUUGCUGGUAGCUCUAUGGUCUGUAAAACCUCGAACGAAACAUGGACUUUGGUCGGAAUAACCAAUUGGAGAAUAGCGUGUGCUAAAAAUGGAAUGGAAAGACCCAGAAUGUACGACAAAAUCUCAUCGAAUGUUGACUGGAUACGAGAAACAAUCCACAAUUCAAAUAAUACGUGAACGUGCAUGUGCGACAGGAAUUUUUUGCCAAUAGCGAUAGUAAAAAUAUUUAAUUGUGACUCUUUGAUUGUGACAUAAUUUUUAUACUUAAUUUGAACCAGGAAAACCGCUGAAAGUGCCAAAUAUUAGUUAGUGUGUAUAAUAAACAAUUCGUGUACCUACAUUUGACAAAGGACCAAUGAUCGAAAUAGACAAUUUUGUUGACGACCAUGCAGGAAUUGUACAAAUUGUGUAAAAACUUGACAUUUUUGUUCCAAUCAGCUUGUAUAGAAUUGCUAGUAAGUAAAUAUUUUCCAUGUUUAUUUAAAAAAAUAGGUAUUAUCUUUUUAUUUUUAUAACUAGUGACAGUAGGAUUGAUUGAUAGUUAUUUUAUAAAUACCUAUGUAUGUAUUUUUGAUAUUCAAUAAAUUAAUUUGUUAUUAAAUAA
This is a messenger RNA of Ceutorhynchus assimilis (cabbage seed weevil), 3290 nucleotides long. NCBI's taxonomy places the organism in Eukaryota, Metazoa, Arthropoda, Insecta, Coleoptera, Curculionidae. The record is from the annotation of a GenBank genome assembly.